Drosophila melanogaster (fruit fly) is the source of this 1817-nucleotide messenger RNA. RefSeq names its product cytochrome P450 4d20 (gene Cyp4d20). The record is from RefSeq and is marked reviewed. Gene Ontology annotation, cellular component: endoplasmic reticulum membrane. Gene Ontology annotation, molecular function: heme binding; monooxygenase activity; iron ion binding. Lineage: Eukaryota; Metazoa; Arthropoda; Insecta; Diptera; Drosophilidae. The coding region runs from base 141 to 1673 and encodes 510 amino acids. The transcript has 5 exons.
AAACAGUUGAUCUACAAAAGCUGCGGCAUCAACAACGCAGAAAGUGAAACCGAAUUAAAACAGCUAACUCUGAACUUUGAUUCGAGGCUAAUCCGCGGAUUUAAUCACCCGCAAAAGGUCAUCACAACAGUAGCCAGAGCAUGUGGCUGACCUUGAUCACGGGAGCUCUGAUCUUGCUCCUCACCUGGGACUUUGGACGCAAGCGCCAACGAGUCCUCGCCUUUGAGAAGUCCGCGAUCCCAGGUCCCAUUUCCAUUCCGAUCCUGGGCUGUGGUCUCCAGGCUCUGCACUUGGGAGCAGAGAACAUUAUCGGAUGGGUGGGAGAAAAGUUCGACAAGUAUGGCAAGACCUUUCGUUUUUGGAUAUUGGGGGAGUCCCUGAUCUACACGAAGGACCUGCAGUACUUUGAGACCAUCUUGAGUAGCACCACUCUCCUGGAAAAGGGUCAACUCUACGAGUAUCUGCGACCUUUCCUAAACGACGGCCUGCUUGUCAGCACGGGUCGAAAAUGGCACGCCAGAAGGAAGAUUUUCACACACGCAUUCCACUUCAAAGUCCUUGAACACUAUGUGGAGAUCAUGGAUCGACAUAGUAGCGUCAUGGUGGAUAAUCUGCGAAAGGUGGCCGAUGGUAAGACAGCGGUGGAUAUGCUCAAGUAUGUGUCGCUGGCAGCUCUUGACGUGAUAACAGAGGCUGCCAUGGGUGUACAGGUGAAUGCCCAGAACGACCCCGAUUUUCCCUACAUCAAGGCGCUGAAAAGUGUGGUCUAUAUCCAACCGGAUCGCAUGUUCAGGUUCUCGAGGCGCUACAACUGGCUGUUCCCGCUGGCGGCACCUUUGCUGCACCGGCAACUGCUGAGCGAUAUCCGCGUCAUGCACGACUUCACCGACAAGGUCAUCAGCGAGCGGCGAGAAACCGUGCGGCGGGCUAAGGCCGACGGCACCUAUCGACCGCUGAGUCUGGGUGAUGCCGAGAUCGGUAGCAAGUCGCAGAUGGCUCUGCUGGACAUCCUGCUGCAGUCGAGCAUCAACAAUCAGCCCCUGUCCGAUGCGGAUAUACGCGAAGAGGUCGACACCUUUAUGUUCGAGGGCGACGACACCACCAGCAGUGGUGUGUCCCACGCCCUCUACGCCAUCGCCAGGCAUCCCGAGGUUCAGCAGCGCAUCUUCGAGGAGUUGCAGCGUGUCCUGGGCCCGGACGCCUCUGCUCCAGUGACCCAAGCCCAGUUACAGGACCUAAAGUACCUGGACUGCGUGAUCAAGGAGACCAUGCGACUGUAUCCUCCAGUGCCUGCCAUCGGUAGGCACGCGCAGAAGGAGCUAGAGAUCGGAGACAAGACCAUUCCCGCCAACACAAGCAUUUACCUGGUUCUCUACUACGCCCAUCGGGAUGCGAACUACUUUCCAGAUCCCCUCAGCUUCAGGCCAGAGCGAUUCUUGGAGGACCAAGAGCAAGGCCACAAUACCUUUGCCUAUGUGCCCUUCAGUGCGGGACCCAAGAACUGCAUUGGCCAGAAGUUUGCCGUUCUGGAAAUGAAGGUCCUGAUCAGCAAGGUCCUCAGGUUCUAUGAACUGCUGCCCCUUGGAGAGGAGCUCAAACCCAUGUUGAACUUCAUCCUGCGCUCAGCUUCGGGCAUUAAUGUUGGUCUAAGGCCCAGGAAGGCAUUGCGUUGAGGUUUCGGUUUAAGGUAAAUGGGAUGUUCGUGAUACUUAGUAAUAGUAAGCAUUAUUAUCUAAUCGUUAAGUACUUAUAACACUGUUGAUUUAUUGGUAAAUAACCGUAGCGUCUAUUAAAUAAUUGAUAUUGACAUAUUUUCC